ACAGCCUCAUUGCGCGGGUCUGUCAAAAAUAUCUGCCCCUUAAAUGUAUCCAGCCAACGCUUCAGCUAGUGUUUGUAAUGAUUAUAUAGUUUUCGUUUAACGUUGUUUGUCGGAUAAAAUUUGUCAGAGGAGAACACCGGUAUGUUGUAUGCAGCCUCCUUAGCAGAAACUCAAGCGUUAAAUUAGUAUACGUAACAGACAGUCCAUAAAUUGGAUUAGCGCUAAGUAAAGCCACCAGUGAAUGAUAGUUUAGCAAACUUGCUAGCCAGUUAGCUAGCUAAACGGUAUGUUUAGAGCGAAGACUUGAAAAUAUAACGUUAACGUUACAUUUUGACAAACGGAUGUGAUUUGCUAUGCGUUAACCAACGUUAGCUGUCAAUUUAAGACACGAAUGGUAACGUUAAUGUAACGUUGGCUAGAUAAUUCCGCGUGUGUCGUCCUUCACCAUUUUAGGGUGUGUGCUAACGUUACAUACAUUAGCGUUACAAGGUUAACGUCUUUAGUAACGCUAGCUAUCAGCUCGUGUAGAAGUCAUUAACGUUAGGUCAACAACAUGGAUAACGUUAGUUUUAGUCAGCAGCGGUUUGAAUCCACCAGCAGUAAAUCUCAAAAGAGGAAGGGUUCUUCCAACCAAAACACAUGUAAUGAUGAAGGAGACCGCAAACCAAAGUUUCACUUACCCUUUAGAAACAUCACAGAUGAUGUGCUGGACAGAUUCGCCAGUAUUCGGAUUCCGGGUAGUAAAAAGGAGCGGCAACCCCUGUCACACUCUAAACACAAUACGAAUGAUUGGUCCAUUUCUUCAUCAUCUACCUCGCAUCAGUUUGAGGAACUUUCAUCCAAGAUCACCUCGGAAAAAGAGAUCUUGGCUCUGUUUGAAAAGAUGAUGGAGGACAUGAACUUGAAUGAGGAAAAAAAGACUCCUUUGAGAGAAAAGGACCUCAACACAAAGAGAGAAAUGGUCAUCCAGUAUGUUUUUACUGCCUCUAAAACUGGUAGUUUGAGAAGCAGCCAUCAGAUAUCUCCCCAGGAAUUCCUGGGAGAGCUGAAGUCGGGGGUUAUGGACGAACGUCUGUUUGCCUGUCUAGACUCAUUGCGGGUGUCCCUUACCAGCAACCCUGUCAGUUGGGUGCAGAGCUUCGGCCACGAGGGUCUUGGACUGCUGCUGGACAUUUUGGAAAGGUUGCUGUUCAAGAAACAGCAAGAUAAGCUUGACAAAAAGAAUCAACAUAAAGUUGUCCAGUGUCUCAAAGCCUUCAUGAACAAUAAGUAUGGGUUGGAUCGAAUCCUGGGAGAGGAGAAAAGUCUUGCGUUACUGGCAAGAGCCAUUGAUCCCACCCAGUCUGCAAUGAUGACUGACGUGGUAAAGCUGCUGUCAGCCAUCUGCAUCGUGGGUGAAGAGAACACUUUGGAAAAGGUCCUUGAAGCCAUCACCACAGCAGGGGAAUGGCGAGCCAUCGAGAGGUUCAGUCCCAUUGUGCAGGGACUACGAGAUCGCUCGGUUCAAUUACAAGUGGCAUGCAUGCAGCUCAUCAAUGCACUGGUAACAUCCCCUGAUGAGCUGGACUUCAGGCUGCACAUCAGAAAUGAAUUCAUGCGCUGUGGCCUGAAAGAGAUAUUGCCGCAUCUGACAACCAUCAGGAAUGAGGCCCUUGACAUUCAGCUAAAGGUAUUUGAGGAACACAAAGAAGAGGACAUGAUAGAGUUCUCUCACAGGCUGGAAGACAUCAAAAGCGAACUGGAUGAUGUGGGGGACGUGUUCAGUAUUGUACAGAGCAUGGUGAAGGACAGCAGUGCAGAGCCCUAUUUCCUGUCUAUACUGCAGCACCUGAUGCUUAUACGCAACGACUACUUGGUCAGGCCCCAGUACUUUAAGAUCAUUGAGGAGUGUGUGUCUCAAAUUGUGCUCCACCGUAGUGGCACUGACCCAGACUUCAGUUACCGCAAGCGCCUAGAUGUGGACUUCAGCCAACUCUUAGAGGUGUGUGUAGAUAAAGCUCGAACUGAUGAGUAUGAACAAAGAGCUUCAGAACUGGCAGAGAAGUUUGACGAGGAGUUUCUAAGCAGACAGGAGGCACAAGCUCAGCUGGUUAAGUGUGAUGAAAAAAUAGCUGAACUCCAAGCAGAGCUGCAGGCCUUCAGGUCCCAGUUUGGAGCUGUACCUGUGGGUCUGUCCUCUGCCCAUGUUGGACAGGCGUCAUCUUCCUCAGCAUUCCCAUCUGGGCCUCCACCCCCUGCUGCAGCAGCUGGGCUGCCAGCUCCCCCCCCUCCGCCUCCUUUGCCUGGUUGUCAUGCCCCACCUCCCCCACCUGGAGUGCCUCCUCCAUUUGGUGCCCCUCCUCCACCCCCUCUAGGGUUUGGGGGUGGUCUAGGCUCCCCCACCCACCAUGCACUGCCUUAUGGCCUCAGGCCUAAGAAGGAUUUCAAGCCUGAGACCUCCAUGAAACGCCUCAACUGGUCCAAGAUUCGUCCCCAGGAAAUGUCAGAUGGCUGUUUCUGGGUGCGGGCUGAUGAGAACCAAUAUGCGAAACCAGAGUUACUGUGCAGAGUUGCUCUCACUUUUUGUUCACAAAGAACAGAAACCAAGGACUGUGAGGAGAGUGUCCCAACAGAGGAGCCACCCAAAAAAGAAGAGGAGGAUCUGGAGGAUAAAAAAUCCAUAAAGAAAAGAAUUAAAGAGCUCAAGGUGCUGGAUCCUAAGAUUGCACAGAAUCUAUCCAUCUUCCUGGGUUCCUUCCGUAUGCCUUACCAGGAAAUUCGUCGGAUGAUAGUGGAGGUGGAUGAGGAGCAACUCACUGAACCUAUGAUCCAGAACCUUGUGAAGCACCUACCAGAGCAGGAGCAGCUGAGCGCCUUGGCCAAGUAUAAAAAUGAGUACGCAAAUUUGUCGGAGCCUGAGCAGUUUGGGGUUGUGAUGAGCAGUGUGAAGAGGCUGCGUCCUCGCCUGAGCCACAUCCUCUUUCGGCUGCAGUUUGAGGAGCAGGUAAACAACCUGCGUCCAGAUAUCCUGGCUGUAAACGCUGCGUGUGAUGAGGUCAGGAAGAGCCGCUCCUUUGGCCGCUUGCUGGAGCUGGUGCUGCUGCUGGGGAAUUACAUGAAUGCAGGAUCUCGAAACGCCCAGUCAUAUGGCUUCGACCUCAGUUCCCUCUGCAAGCUGAAGGACACUAAGUCAGCGGACCAAAAAACCACAUUACUCCACUUCCUGGUGCAAGUAUGUGAGGAGGAAUAUCCAGAUGUGAUCAAGUUUGUUGAAGACCUGGAGCAUGUGGACCGAUCUAGCAGAGUGUCUGCAGAGAAUCUGGAAAAGAGCCUCAGGCAGAUGGAGAUGCAGCUGCUGCAGCUGGAGAGAGACCUGGAGACUUUCUCCUCCCCCGAUGACCCCAACGACAUGUUCCUCACUAAAAUGGCUAGCUUCAGCAAGGUUGCCAGGGAGCAGUAUGGCAAGCUGGUGAUAAUGCACAGCAAUAUGGACACGCUAUAUCAAAACAUGCUGGAGUACUUUGCCAUCGAUCCCAAGAAGACCUCUGUGGAGGAGCUGUUUACAGAUCUCAGCAACUUCCGUGCCAUGUUCACUCAAGCACUGAAAGAAAACCUGAAGCAGAGGGAGUCAGAGGAGAAACAAAGGAGGGCACUGGCGGCAAAGGAGAAGGCUGAGCGUGAAAAGCAGGAGAGACAACAGAAGAAGAGGAGGUUGCUGGAAGUCAAUGCAGAGAAUGAUGAGACCGGUGUGAUGGAUAGUUUGCUGGAAGCCCUACAGUCAGGAGCUGCUUUUAGAGACCGCAGGAAGAGAGCACCAAGACCCAGAGAGAACCAGCAGCAGAUGAUCAGCCCCAGCUCCUUCCGCCAGGUUCUCAGGCCUGUUAACCAUGAAAACAACAAGGCACCUUUACAAAGGUCUCGCUCUCGGCAGAAUAUAAAUUUAGGUUCAGCGGUGGUGAAAGCUCCCCCUACCAAGGAGGCCCAUAACGAGUCUGAGGGCCAUCCAUCUGCAGCCCGCACCAAGGCUGCAGCGUGUUCGGAGUCAGGCCGCAGGUACAGGAACACCCCGAGUCACAGCCACUGGCUGGACAGAGAGAGGGUGGUGGAGAGAGAGACGGUUAAGCUGACGGAAAAUAAGAUGGAGGUUGAAGCAGAGCCUCCGGCCUUUCAGCCGUCCUCCACUGCUGCUGCGGUCAGCAGCUGUAGCAGCAAUGGAGAGUCCGAUUUAGAGGCUCUCCUGGCCAAACUCAGGGCCUUGUGAGGUUCCUUUACAUUGUCUCUGAAACUACAUACAUUUACAGUAUGUUUGUACCCACACAUAUUAACACACUCUGAAUGUGACCAAAAAGAUUUUUGCUGCAACAAUUUUGUAAACAAGCAGAAUAUGUAGUCGGUAAGAAAACGUUGUGAAGGAUUUGUCAUUGCGUAAAUAGCAGGGCAAUUGAAUUAAGCAAUAACAUCAAAUAACCAACAAGGAUUUUUUUAAAGCUUCGUAGAAAAUACAUUUGUAUAAAACUACCAAUAAAUUUAUGGACGAUGCUUUUAACACUCGGUAUAUUUCUAAAGGAAUAUUGAGAAAGUUGGAGCACAGAAUGUCCUCAAAAAUAAAUAAUAUAUUUAGAAAAGUUGAGUUGAGUUGAUUCAAUGGAAACACUUAAGCAUAUUGCCGGUAGUGUCAUACUUAACAGUUCAAAAGAGGAAAUGCAACCCAAAUAUAUUCAGCAGUAUCUACCGGAUCCUGUAAGUGCACUGCCAAAAGCGUUGGCUAUCAUUUAUAUAUUCCUAACUAUGAGAAUAUAAUAUAACGUUUUCUCUGAAAGUAAAAGAUGCAAUGUAGGUAAGCUCUUUCUUUGUAUUCUAGAAGUAUGCAAUAUUAGGUUAUCACAUUUUCUUUCACAUUGGCAUUUCCUUUGGCAAUUGCUUCUGUAGCACUUAUUUUACACAUUUAUCAUAUUAUGUUGUACUACCUGGAUUUUAGUUUUCAUCAGUUACUUUCAUAUGCAUGUUAGAAUUAAAAGACGUCAAGCUUAUACAGUAUCUGCAUUUAUUACUUUCAGUAUUUAAUUUUUUUCAAUGUUUUUCUCUCUUUUUUUUCUUCUUCGUUGAGGCUUUUUCAUUCCUGUGUUGGGGUGUCUUUUAUAUUCAAAACAUUGAUCUAAUUGUUUGUAUUUUCUAAAAAAGAAUGUGUUCUAUAAAACUAUAAAUAUGUAUACACAAAGGAUCAAUGAAUACGAGUUAUGCCAUAUGAUUGUACUUUAACAAGUUAGAACAGUAAUUAGAUGUUACUUGACAAGUCGAGUUUGGUUUUACUAGGCUGCUUUAUCUCAUUUAUACACAGUGAGAACAGGUCUGCACAAAGUGAACCGUAUCUGAGAGUAUUAUUGUUCAAAAUGUGGCACAAAAGAAACAAGUUCAUCCAGCCACAAGUUAACCAGAAUUGAUGCUGCUUUUCGCCACCUACAUUCCCACCAAAAUUACUCAUAUCUUAAGCAGACCUGUAUUUGUUGUAUCUUUAUCCGCUCACUUUUAUAUAGACCCAUUUACAAUAAAAUGAAGCAAAAAAAUACGUUGUCUCGUUUCAUAAAUCACAAAAGUUUCAAUUGUAUGACUGAAAUGAAUACAUGUCAAUGUUUGUGUGGCUGUUAGUGUUUAUUUAUGCUUGUUUUAUUCUCAGCGUGUUGCUUAUAGUCAUACUUUAACAUUUACCAAGUUAGUGCGCAGAAACACAGAUCACAUCCUCCCUAUAGCUAUUUUAAAUAGUUGCAUUGAUCAAGUAUACGACUUGAUUAGUGAUAAAUAGGGCUUUAGUAUUCAGCCUUCAGUUAGGUUGUAUGUGCUUGUAAUUGUAAUAAAGAUAUUUGGGGAAUAUGUUAGCAGCACCUGCCAGCUGAACUGGCACUUUGAUGGGGGAGACGAUAUGAGACAAUCAACACCGGCCCAAAUGGCUCAGAUCAUCCAUGCCCAAAUUCUCCCAAGUGAUGAUUUACUCCUUUUAUUAAGUGUUCACAAUAUUUUCUCUACCCCCUGUACUGUUUUUUCUGCAUUUGCUUGGCUUUUAGGUAGGCAUUCUUUUAGCAGGACAAUGUGCUACUAAGAGAGAACUGUAAGUGUUACUACAUGUUUUUGUCCACACAUCAGUGGUCUGUCGGUGGCGACUUUUGUAUGUUCCUCUGUUUCUUGUUGAUUCUUUAUUUUUAUUUACUCAUUUCAAAAAUGUGAUAAAUGGGCUCUUCUAAAAUGUAGUGCCUUGGUUGAACAACAUACAACAAAAAGAAGUUAUAGUGUGCAGUGUCCUUGUAGAAGUUCUCUUGUUGUUCGUGCAUAAUUUGCUACAUAAUGAGCUCAGUUUUCUUAUGAUUUGUGAAUGGGUUUGCUCAUAAAACUCUACAUAAUCACAUGUACACAUAAUACAAAUCCAGAUUUAUCAUACUUUCCGUACAUCUGCAUUGUUAAAUUGUCUAAAUAAAAGUCACACCUGACUCAAA
Messenger RNA from Sander lucioperca (pikeperch), 6464 nucleotides. RefSeq names its product protein diaphanous homolog 3. The transcript has 30 exons. Gene Ontology annotation, cellular component: actin filament; cytoplasm. The record is from RefSeq and is a predicted model, not a curated record. Gene Ontology annotation, biological process: actin cytoskeleton organization; actin filament polymerization. Lineage: Eukaryota; Metazoa; Chordata; Actinopteri; Perciformes; Percidae. Gene Ontology annotation, molecular function: small GTPase binding; actin binding; microtubule binding. The coding region runs from base 554 to 4240 and encodes 1228 amino acids.